Aphanomyces astaci is the source of this 913-nucleotide messenger RNA. RefSeq lists its product as hypothetical. The record is from RefSeq and is a predicted model, not a curated record. Lineage: Eukaryota; Oomycota; Saprolegniomycetes; Saprolegniales; Verrucalvaceae. The coding region runs from base 72 to 731 and encodes 219 amino acids. The transcript has a single exon.
GCCAUGAUUGUCUAGCGGCAACCAAACGUGUUUAACCAUGCUCAUUCACACAUUUCCUGCGAUCCACCAAGAUGAAAACGACUUUCCUUGGAUUUACCACAAUCCUCACAACCAUCCAACUGGCGACCGCGGCCGAAUGCACGCUGGACCAGUCGUCCCUGGUCUUGGAGGCGUCCAUGGCGGUGCCUUGGGCCAACUGCACCAACAAGGGAUACGAAACCGCGACAUCCAUGAUGUCCCUCUUGCCGUCCGACCCCGCCAAGUUUGCCGCGUUCUGUGCCAUUCCCACUUGUGUGGCCAACUUGAACUCGUGGCUUAUGUCGUUCCCCGAUUGCUCCGUUCAAGGCGUGAGUCAAAAGGACACCAUGUCCAAGUUGGCAGGGCUCGUCUGUGACAGCGGCAGCACCACAGGGGGUGCCUGCUCAGUGAGCCAAUUGAUGUCCGUGAGCCAAGUCUUGGUGGCCCCCGUGCCAGCCACGUGCGCAUCCGCCACCGGCAUCCCCGCCACGACCACCAUCAUGGGACUGCUCAAUCAGUCGACAACCAUCAUCUGCGACGCCCCGUGCAUCGCCGCCGUUAAAUCCACCGCCGCUGCGUUGCCGAACUGCACCACGGAUGGGAAAUCAGUCAACGAUGCUACGUUCUAUGUCAAGCUAUGUACUUCCAGCGCCUCGUCGUUUGGACUCACUAUGGUUUCGCUGGCCGUGGCGUUGAUUGGAGCGAUGGUAUAGAUGCAUCCGUGGUUUCAAAUGUCAACAUAAUACGAUAAUCUACAAACAAUCGGCACACUCAUGGGCGAUGUACUGUAAGUACGUUGAAAUCAAUUUUGUGCUUUUCACCCAAAUUUGGACGUGUGAGUCAUUGUUGCCCAAAUAAAUAGAAUCGAUUUGAACUCAUUUAAGCUUGUACAAAC